AUUCAUCCCAUCCUCGAUCCGUUGCCAUCCAGCGCAUGUUGGUGCUACCGUCUCCUCUCCGGAAGUAGAAUUGGGACAGAUAUCAGUUAGGAGAUGUUCAAUUCCAUGGUCAGAAAACUUGAAGAACAACUGUCCUCUCAAAGAAACACAUAUCCAAAACCAAUGCUGUAUCAUGGCUUAGCGAGGAAGUGCAACAAAUCCGGCAAAGCAUCACAAAACCUCACUCGCAAUCUCCCUUCAUCCAGUCAUCCCUUGCUAUUCUCGGAGCAAAGGGCAAGACGCCAUAGUAGUCUAAAGGCGUCAACAAACAAGCCAACGCCCCAGCCUUCUCUCCUUCCCCCCACCUACGAUACUUGUACUCGUAAGAGUGGAGAAUGGCUUGCCAAGAGCACCAAUCAAUAGCGAGACAACCACUCCAAAUCUCCCGUGACUCCAGCGGCCCAACUAUCCUCCGACGCGAUCCUGGAAUUAAAGUUGUGUCAAGUGCUUCCAUUCGCGCUUAAGAUUAAGUUUCUAGAGUCAUCGGAUGGGCGGUACCUGUACGGCAGGGUAAAAAGCAAUAGCCACACGGGUAACAGAUUAUGUCUCAUGCUGAGAAUUUCCGAUUGGGUGCGCUCGCAAUUUUGAGUUUUUGAGCUUUUGACUCAUAGUCUAGGCGCAAGUACCGUGCCAAUACUCGACAAGCAUGACUGUGGGUAGCGGUAGUAAUACGAAGUGGAGCAUCAUAUGAUAACUGCUGUGCUCCGCCAAUUU
Tuber melanosporum (Perigord truffle) is the source of this 753-nucleotide messenger RNA. RefSeq lists its product as uncharacterized. The record is from RefSeq and is a predicted model, not a curated record. The transcript has a single exon. The coding region runs from base 94 to 402 and encodes 102 amino acids. NCBI's taxonomy places the organism in Eukaryota, Fungi, Ascomycota, Pezizomycetes, Pezizales, Tuberaceae.